Pieris brassicae (large cabbage white) is the source of this 9352-nucleotide messenger RNA. Its product is annotated as oxysterol-binding protein-related protein 3-like. The record is from RefSeq and is a predicted model, not a curated record. Bases 255 to 6269 code for a protein of 2004 amino acids. Gene Ontology annotation, molecular function: cholesterol binding. NCBI's taxonomy places the organism in Eukaryota, Metazoa, Arthropoda, Insecta, Lepidoptera, Pieridae. Gene Ontology annotation, cellular component: perinuclear endoplasmic reticulum; plasma membrane; intracellular membrane-bounded organelle. The transcript is spliced from 26 exons.
AUGGUGCUCUAUUCUCGCGCUUUUCUUUCGAAAUUAAAUCAAUUUAACGUAAAAAUGAGUUAUAAUUUAGUAUAAUUAAAUAGCUGUGGUGCCGUGAUAUUAUUAAAAUUUGCAGUAUUAUUAAAUAUUUAGUAAAUUUUAUGUGAAAAUCCCCACAUCGCUUCAGAUCAAUUCUGUCUGUAAUAUUUAAGAUCUGAUUUGUUAUUUAAAGCGUCUUACCGUUAAGAUGGUUGGUGCGCAACUGUAACACCAAGAUGUCAAAUCAGACUGGACUCAAGCAUGUCGCCACUGAGCCGACGAGACUUGAGAGCAAGCGCGAACGACGUCGUGGUGCGGCAGGCCGAGCGGCCGCAUUACGAAGGGCUCCGUCAGACUCUGAUUGUUCCGGGGAGACGGCUUCCCUAUCUGCGGACAGCGGGGAGAGGUCUGUCAGACCAUUGCCACCUCCACCAAGGACUGGCAAGUCCAGAGGACGUCGCCGUGGCAGUGAAUGGGAGGUACUGGAGGGAUUAAAAGAUGGGCAGAGGUUUGAUAAGAGACCGGAAGUGUUCAACGGGUACCUGCAUAAGAAGCGGAAGUGGCCUCUUAAGGGUUGGCACAAGAGAUUCUUCGUAGUAGACGGCGGUAUUCUAGUCUAUGCUCGAUCUCCUUCUGACGUGGCGCGAGGAAGACUCCACGGAUCUGUGGAUGUCGGUCUGUCUGUGAUUUCGGCUAAAGCGCGGCGCCGGCGCAUCGAUAUAGAUGCAGAUGAGUUCAUAUACCAUUUAAGAGCGAAGACUCCUGAAGUUUUCAGAACAUGGUUGAAUGUUUUGAAGACGCAUCGAUUAUACAGACAGCACUUAUUAACUUUCGGUGCGCGGGAGUCGGUACCAAAGAUACAUGCGCCAAUAGAUGACCUACCUCCCACAGAUACCUCGUCACGUAUGACUCCUUCGAGCAUUGAAAAGACAUCAAUCUGCACAUCAUCAAGAAAUAUUCCUUUCCUAGCAACUGUUUUUCCCGUCUCUAUACCAAGUCCAAUAUUCAAAACAAAAGUUAUUCCUAUACCGAAAUGCUAUCAAACAAAUAAUAUAAAAAAAAUCGCUGACAAGCAACACAAAAGUCUAUGUUCUAUGAAUUGUGUCUCUAAAUGUAAAGAAUACGGAAAGUCAGUUUCACCUUCUGAGACGGAUGGUGAAAAACUUGAAUAUAGCGAUUUUUAUCCAACAUCGCUUAGAUUACAAUCUUCCUUAUUAUGUAAAUACUCGUUAAAUUCGCCAACGAAGUUACCGGUUGAUAGUCCAUACAAUCCAACGCAAAAAUCUGAAGAGGAUAGCAGUAGAACUCCAGCAUUCUUCUUCUUUAAACCCAAAGAGAAAUGUUUAGAAUCACCUAUGCGUAAGAGCAACAAAUCAACGAAUUUAGUCAAGUAUAAAAAUAUGUACGAAGAACCUAAACUUAAAAAGCGACUGACUAAAUGUAUUUUAUUAGCAAAUCUUCACUCCAGAGAUACCAAUAAUGCUAAAUCAACAAAAAAUAUUGAAGUACAAAUUGAUGUUGAUAAGCAAAGUAAAUCGUUUCAAGAUGCAAUGACUACUUAUGAAUACGAUUUGAUAACGGAACGGCUAAUGACGUCCGUUAUUGAAACUGUGCAAAAUAGCCAUAUGUUUAACAUGUAUGAUGAUAGUAUAAAAAGCUAUAUAAGUCAAAUUGUAAAAGAGCUUUACGCAAUGAAACUAUCUCCUACAGAUGUACAUCCUAUUAAAAUUUUAUUUCGUUGUCUGCUAGAGUUUUGGCUUAAAAACACAGCAAACGAAAGUAUCAGAGAACAAAUAAUGCAAGUGAAGUCAAUAGAUCGGCAGUCUAAUAAAUACUUCACCAAAGAUGAAAAAAAUUCAAGUUAUCAAAUAGAAAGUGUUACAAAAGAAACACAAUUUUACGGUAUGAAACCUAGAGAGAAAGCCGCUAAUAUUCCCAAUGAUGAUGAACAUAAAAAAUCUAAAAAAUCCAAAGAACUAACGAAGUUCAGUCAUAACGAUAAGGAACGACAGAUACAGAAACUCGAAAGAAUAUUGAAAAAUACUGUGUACAUCUGUGAAACAGUUCGCAAUAGUCGCAGUAAAGAAAAAGAUAUAAAAAUAACAAAGAGGCUUAUAGACAAUAUUGAAAAAUUGUCUCAUAAAAGCGAGAUUAACAAGCCAAGUGUCAGCCCUCAGUGCGACGAUUCUAACUCUUCAAACGAGUUGACCAAAAUACAAGAUACAAUUAGUCACCUCAUUAGUGAAACGGCUAUUCCUGCUACAGUCGCUAAAGAAUUCUUAAGUGUAUAUUUAGAUUUGCUUCAUAGCAGUCAUAGCAUUACUGACACUUGUUCGUCACAAGAUGACUUAAAGGUCGUUUUACCUAUAUGCGAUGUUGAAACUGAAAGUGUACAAAAAAAAGUAUCUAGAUCCGUUACUACCAGAGAGGUUUUAGGCGACAAUAUCAAUGAAAAGAACAACCUUGACUCUGGACAAAUGUACUUAAAAGAUGUAUUGGAUAAAAUAACAACUAUAUUCACCAAAGAAACCAAUGAGCAGACUUAUAAUGAUUUAAAUGUUCACAAAAAUGAACAAAGUCCGGAAAUAUCUGCAUCUGAAGGUAACAAGAGGCCAGUGUUAGACGGCAAUGUCGUAAGAAAUCUAGAAGAAAAUAAAAAUGGCAAUGAAACUCAAAUCGAUCCUUGGUUGCCUAUUCACUAUAACAGCACUUCAGAUUCUGACAAGUUUUUUCGAGGUCAGCUAUUGCCAAUUGACAUACCGCUUAUUGAAAAUAAAAGUUUCUCAAAAUUCCCGAUAGAUCUUAAACCCUAUUCAAGUAGCUGUGGCAGUAAAGAACGUAAAAAUAUAGUAUAUGAUUCCGAUCCGUAUAGUAGUGGAGGAACGUCGAAAGCCUAUAGAGAACGCGAGAAAAUUGAAAUUUUACCCGGAAGUGAUAUACCAAAGAUUCCCGAUAGCCCUGAAUCAACCAAUGUCACUGAAUUUGAUGAUUCGCAAUCUUGUUACCUAUUAUCGUUAAAAGGGUUAGCAGGAACAUUCAAAUCAAAGAAAAAGUCGCCGCCAACUGAAAAUUUUCCCCCGUGCUCCUGUUCUUCUCAAAGCUAUCCUGAAGAAAUGAAUGUCUUUGAAAAACAACCGAGAGCUAUAGAUGAAAAGUUCAUACUGCUUCUCUUAGAAAACUUAGCAUUGUUAUCCAAGAACGUACCAAGUCUGUAUAAAGAUAUAAACAAUUUUUAUUUAAAACUAAAGAAAAAACACGAAAAAGCCAUUUUAAAUGCCAGUAAAAUUCAGGGUUUAAGUCUUCUAGGUAAAAUAUAUAAUGAAGAUGGCGUCACCAAAAAGUUUGAAGAUUCCGAAACGCAAUAUGAUAUACCUAACAUGAAUAAUUUCAAAGAAACUACAACUAAUACUAGCGUAGAAUUUCAAAGAGACUAUCGUAUUAACAACGUAGCCAUCAGUGCUGAGCAUAUUCUUAAUAAUAAUGCAGAACUUCAAACUGAGGAAAAGGAAGUUGCUAGUUUAGAUCCGGAUCUACUAAAAAAAUUAGCGGCCGUAUUCGAUAUAAGCAGCACGCAAACUGAUUUGAGCCAGUCCAGCGUAGAGGAUAUUUUAAAAACCGACAAAGCUGUAUCCAAUCAAAAUAAGCACAGAGACACAUGCAUGAAAGACUGCGCGAUUAACACGACAAUCAAAUAUGUACUAACACCCCAUAAUACAUCACAAAACUUACGAAACUUAAAACCUAAAUCUAGAUCUUUAAAAAAUAAGGAUAUUUCAAAAAUUAAUAGAAGGAAGUGGAAAGUCCAACAAGAUUUUAUUAAUGAAAUGGUUUUGGGUCCUUCAUAUAAGAGAUCUAAGGCGGCCCAAACGGAAACUCUGCGUCUGUGGAAAGAUUUUAAUGUCUAUCAGCUAUUUUUAAGUCAAAAAUUCAAGCCGGUCAAAUGCGUGUCGUCUUUGCACGUCACUCAGGAGAGUAGAAAUGAUUUAAAGACCAUUUAUAGGUGUACCAGCGAUCCCUCAUACUCCUCUGGGCUGGUAAGUCCCACAUCUGGGCCCUUGCGUGGGCCACAAGCCGGCUUCGUGUCUGGCACCCCUGGCGGCAGGCUGGCCAGUUGGAUUAUAGAAUCGGGCGCUCCCUUGGAUACCGUGACACGCGAGUUGGGACAGGCUCAACUCUCAGUGCAACAGCUGCAGCGGCUUUUGGAUGCACUGGAGCUUCAGCAGCAGACUCAUCAUGAUACUGACGUAUCAAUGGAUGGCGCGUCUCCAAACGUGAAAAAAGACAGACGCAAAUUCGGCUUACGAAAGAAGAAAUCAAAUAGCAAGUGUGCUACCGUUGAACCAUCUCAUAUUGAUCCUAGCAGUUCUCAUAUGGCCCUUUCCACGUUAACAGCGCCCCCCUCUCCCGGUGGGGGGGCAUCUUCCGUCCCCAACUCUGCCGCCUCGCUGCCUAUUGCGUUUUUUUCUACGUUUCUGGCGUCUACUUUAGUUCCGUGUGCAGCCACGAGGCCUCAAUCUCUUCCAGGGGCUGAGGUUCUAAAUGCAGCUCCUGCUAGUUUCACAAGCCUCACUCCGGACCAUCAGCUGAGAGAAGACUUUACGGUACUCGCAAAAGACCUGAUCACCAAUCUGAAAAGCAUUGUUGCCACGCUGGUCUGCGAACGUGGCCGUCUCCGCGCAGCCAUGGAGUCAGCUGAAAGUACGGCAGCGCCAAGCGGCGUGGUGGCUGCACUCAGAACUAAUCUAUCCACGGCAUUACAGCAGAAUUCUGUAUUGCGUACAGAAUUACGUUCGCGGCUUUCGCGCAUUCACGACGCUUCGGACCUGGCUGAAAUAUCAUCUAUGGGGGCGAACUCUGAUCAUAUCCAAUUCAAACACUCUCCAAGCUACAGUUCCUCUUGUGUGUCGGCAUCGGAGUUCUUUGACGCCGAAGAAUACGAUAACGGAGAGGUCAAGGAGAAUAAUCUUAUAAACGCUGAUGAGACUGGUGUUAUUGAACUUGACGGCGAUUCCUCAUCGGAGGCGGGUUCACUAAGCAGUGAAGAAGGAUCAGCCAGCUCCGAUAAUAGUGAUGCUGCCAUGGUGGCAGCAGAACAAAUAGGUCCCACAGAGAAUGGCGGUGAACAAUGGAGCAGAAGACGAGUUCUUCCAGCACCACGACCCACUCCGGGAGGUCCAUCACUCUGGAACCUGUUAUAUAAGAACAUUGGAAAAGAUCUCAGUCAGAUAUCAAUGCCGGUUACUAUUAACGAACCGUUAAAUAUGCUGCAGCGUCUCUGCGAAGAGCUGGAGUACUCGGAACUCCUCGAUUCAGCAUCAGCAUGCGAUGACCCCGUAAAUCGAAUGGCUUUGGUGGCCGCGUUCGCUGUUAGUUCGUACGCCGCCAGCGCUCACAGAGCGGCGAGCAAGCCUUUUAAUCCACUCCUGGGGGAGACCUACGAAUGCGUGCGAGAGGAUAAGGGGUUCAAGUUUUUGGCUGAGCAGGUGUCCCACCAUCCGCCGAUAUCUGCGUGUCACGCUGUAUCCAGUCGUUGGGUAUUCUGGCAAGAGGCGCGGAUAAAAACCAAAUUUUGGGGCAAGUCCAUGGAGUUCCAGCCCGCAGGUCGAGUGCACCUUGUACUUUUGCCGACUGGAGAUCACUACACAUGGAAUAAGGUAACAACCUGUGUCCACAAUCUCUUUGGCGGUCAGCGUUGGGUGGAUCAGUAUGGAGAUAUGCUUAUCACUUGUCAGGGGUCGGAUAUUAGCUGCAAACUACAUUUUGUUAAGGCAAGUUCCUGGUCGAGUACGCGUCACGAAGUGCGGGGUGCGGUUUACUCGAAGCAAACUUCACACCUAAGAUUGCACGGCCGAUGGUCGGAAGCGUUGUAUGCUGGAGAACCACCUGCAGCCAGGUGUUUGUGGAGACCUGGUGCGAUGCCGCCAGACUAUGAGCUAUACUACGGGUUUACACGGUUCGCGAUGGAACUUAACGAAAUGGAACCCGGCUUGAAAGAUAUACUGCCUCAUACAGAUACAAGAUUUAGGCCGGAUCAGCGUGCCUUAGAAGAAGGCGACGUGGACGCCGCGGAACAGUUUAAGCACGAGUUGGAGCAAUCGCAACGGGAAAGACGAAGGGACAGACCCGAUCACAUGCCUGCCUGGUUCCGCAAAUCCACAGAGGGCGGUGAGGAGACGUGGGUGUACGGUGGGGAGUAUUGGCGAGCGCAGGCUGACGGCUACAUGCAACUCCACACGCCGCGAUUGUGGUGACCGCUUCUGAUAUUAUAUUAUGUACCGCAGCGCGAAGUGCUGUGCUAGAGGUUGUGUCUGCUUAUCGCUUCCAGCUUUAUUCUACUUACUACUUAGCGUUACUACUUAUGACUACUAAGCCACAGACAAAAGAGCAAUGUUACAGAAAUAGAUUGUACGUAUUUGUAUGUACGCGUAUACGACGAACGAACACUAAAUAAGUUCUUCAUGUUGUAUCUUUGAAAGAAAUUAUGUUGUCAAUCCUCAUCCUAGUAUUCUUAGUAAUUCAAAAUAAAACGCACAAAAUACAUGUAUGUAUGAUGAGCGUCGAGAUUCUGGAUUGAAAUUGUAUGUAUAUAUAUAUUUUUAACAUUCAAAUCUUUAUUUACUUUAAAAAAAAUAGGUCUGUGGCUUAGACACUUAUCAGACUGUCUCGCUUCUACUGUGUUGACAAUAAAAUGUAAGAGCGAGACAGUCCUCCUUUACUCGUGUUAUAUUCCUUAAAGAGAGAGUUAAGUAUAAGAAAUACUAAAUAUUCGUAGAGAGGGUAGUUGUACAAUUUGUACUUUGCUUUUAAAAUACAUUAAUAGCGUAUUAAUUUUCUUACAAAUCGAUCAGAAAUCGAUAUUUCUAUAUUUUUCUUUAUAAAUGACGUUACGUAAAUGACAAAAAAAGACGGUAGAAUAUUUAACAAUAAACUGAGGGUAUAUUGAAAUUAUUGUAGUUGGAUUGUUAAUUUACAUUGUGUAUUUGUAUUUACCAUUAUUAGUAUUAAAAUUUCAGUGAUUGUUUUGUGAUACGAAAAAAGCAAUGGAUGUUUCAGGUGUUCUAAGUUAUGAACAUUUUCACUGAAGUAUUUCUGAACCCAUUCCAAUUGGGGUGCUUUGAGAAAAGAGCGUACCAAGACACAAGAGGCCGGCGACGCAAUCGCGACCCCUCUGGCAUUAAGUAUCCAUGGGCGGCAGUAUCACUCAAAAUUAGAAAAGCUGCCUGCCGGUGUGCCCCUGUUCUAUUAACUAUCAGAUGAUGAAAUAUUAUCACGGCUUGGAACACUUGAAACUUAGCUCUCAGUAUUGAACUUGCCUUAAAAGACGUUUUUAGGUACCUAUCAAGUUAAGUUACGAUUAAGUGUUGAUUUUGUUCACUUAGCUCGAGAGUGACUUCAAAAACAUAGGCCAUUAAAUAUAUUUAGUUGUAUUUGCGUCUUUGUUACCUUGUGUUAAGACGCAAUUUACAAUAUUAUGUAUGUUAUUUUAUUUGAUGUUUGUCCUAUUGUAACCUAUCACGAUGUUGUUAGGUAUUGAGCAAGUAUCUAGUUUUUCGUUUGGUUAAGAGAUAGCGCUUAAUAACAGCUAUAAAUAUGGUAUUCAGAGGCCAUAUACUAAGGACUAAGCAAUACAUAUAUUGAAUGUAAAGGUUUCCUAACACAAGAUUGUGUUAAGAAACUUUUACAAUCUUUUUAGAUAAUUUCAGAUACAAGUUUAGAUUGUUCUUUUACUUGCAAAGAUUUGUUUGACAAUUAACUAGCGCUUAGUUGUCUUUACAAAUAUGAAAUCAUAAUUGUUAAAUUUUAAUUAAGUGAUUGUGAAUUAUUUAUUUGGAUUUAAAAUUCCUAUAGCUUUAGGUUUAAAACCUUAAAUGCCAAUAGAACAGUACAAUGUCUGUGGUGAUCCACAGAUAAUAGAUACGCUUUACAAUUAACUGUCACUUAAAUUGACAAUAAAGUGUCCGUGUUUAGUCGUUGUUGUUGUUAACUCGAAAUCAAUUAUAAUAAUUAACGAAUGUAAUUAUUUAAGGCAAUUAUAUUUGUUUACAUUCGGUUAUUUGCUGGAUGACAGUUGACAAGUAUUUUUUUUUUGUUUUAGCCCGUAAGAGUUUGUUUGCCUAAAUAAUACUAUUUAUGUAUAAACUUUAGUUUUACCUCAUUAGGCAAAUAAACGAAUGGAAAUUGUAAGUACACGGGAUUUUAUCUUAAAUAAUUGACAAUAUUAUAGGAUACAGGUUCCGUUUUGAAUUUAAAUAAAAUUUACCCAUAUGUCGUAUUGGCCCUUAUUAAAUUACUGCAGCUAUUUUAAAAUAUAUAUUUUAAAUUAUUAAUUAUUUUUUUAUGGGUAUUUAUUCAUAAAUUUUAAAUACGUUAAGGUAUAAAAUUUCGAUGGUUAUUUCACAUUUUUAUCUAAGCUCCACAGCAUACAUGUCGUUGAAGGGUUAUGCUAAUCUAUGGCUGAUUCAGUACUUAUAAUUAUAGAAAAAAAUAUUCAUACAACCAAACUGUGGGCCUAUUCAAUGAUCCUAUUUGCAAGAUCUUUAUUACCUUGGGGAUUAAAAUUGAUGGAAUUGAAAUAGCGUCCUUAUUGACAUGUGUUAAAGUAUAUUUUGUACAAAAAUGUGAAAUAAUCAGUCUUGUGUUUCCCCCCAAAUGUUUCAGCAAUACUUCCUGUGCUUUGAUCAAAGGAGAAAUUAAGAAUGCUAAACAUUUGGUGAGAAAUAAAUUAUUACCUCAACUCAGUGUCGCAAGUCUGUAACUAUAAAAUUAUUGAAUAAAACUUUUUAUUUAAAUGUACUUUAUCAUAUUAAAAUUAAAUGUGAAACUGUGGCUAGUGAUUAAUACAAAUUAUGUGGUUGCUAAGGUUAAUGGUACUGGUCGGGGUUUAUAGUUAAGACAAAGAUUAUCAUGCUUCUACAGAGGCAGAGGGUCUAAUUUUCCUCUUGACUCUUGCGAUAUAAGAAUAAUUUAAACUAUUUUGUUUGAAGAACACAUUAUUACUGCAAAAUAGGCAAUUAUAUUUGACGACACAAUAGCAAUAAAGUAUUAUAACUAGUAAUACUUUUUUAAUUAAAUCUUUGGUGGGUAUCCGAACAAUCUAUUGUUAAGAUGAAUUAUUAUGUUGUUUCAAAAAUGUAGCACUCAAUAUUUAUGUUGAAGUCUGUCAUUACGAAAAUUUAAAAGUUAUUCAAGUUUAGUAUUAAACACGCCGGAUUUGAAUUUUGUAAUGUCGACGAAUAUGAAAACGCUUAUAUAAAAAUAAUAAUUAUAGAAGUUACCACGCAGCUUACAACUUUUUUGUUAUGUAUUUUUAAUACUUAAGGAUUAAAUAUUCAAU